Molecule: messenger RNA, 435 nt
Organism: Emiliania huxleyi CCMP1516
Lineage: Eukaryota; Haptophyta; Isochrysidales; Noelaerhabdaceae
Exons: 2
Coding region: 1-435 (144 amino acids)
Source: RefSeq, a predicted model, not a curated record
AUGGUCUUUUACUUCACGUGCUCGGACCCUCGCUAUGUCAUCUACAUGGGCCGCGACAAGCACGAGAACGAGCACCUCAUCGCGUACGGCUGGCCAGAAGACCUGUGGUUCCACGUCGACAGCCACUCGAGCGCGCACGUCUACCUGCGGCUGCCCAAGGGCGAGACGAUUGACGACGUUCCCGACGAGAUCGUGCAGGAGUGCAGUCAGCUGUGCAAGGCCAACUCGAUCGAGGGCUCCAAGCUCUCGCACGUGCGGAUGAUCUACACGCCGUGGGCGAACCUCAAAAAGACGGAGGGGAUGGCCGACGGACAGGUUGGCUACCACUCUCGCGGCGCGGUGCGGCACACGAUGGUGGAGCACCGGGUCAACGCGGUGGUCAACCGGCUGAACAAGACCAAGGCGCGGGCGCCACUUCGGCUGCUCUCCCCUUGA